CUUCGAUAACAGCUGCCGGUGCAUUCGCUGUGCUGCGCCGCUGCGCCGUUCGUCCUCGAUUACAUUCGGGUACUUGGAACCGAAUCUGGACAAUCUUGCCCAUUUAUAUCCAAUUCCCUGUCUGGCACGGCGAUCUGGAUGCUAAGUGCAUCCUUGCUUGAUAAGAAUUAAAACAAAGGCAGCUUCCUCCCUGCCUUGUUCGGUUGGCGCAGGAUCGCUCAACUUUCGCGCUCACCAAUCAGUCAUCAUGACUUCUCCAAAGGCUACAAUAUCUGACCGCGGCCAAGAGAACGACGACACCCUUAUAGAACCUGUGCUAUCGUCUCCUCUCUCAACGCCCCAAACAACAAGUCCUGAGCUGGUCUCGUUUCAGUCGCUGGCCGACCAAACAUCAACACCACUCAGCAUCAUGGACGAUUCAUGCUUUCUCGACAUCGACAAGUUCAUCGCAAGCGGUCUUGAGUCAAGCAGUGUGAGUGCUGGUCUCGACAAACCUACAGCGUCUAUCAGCCAAUCGCCAGUGAUUACAGCGGGGUCGCCCGCUAGACCCUCGGACCCCAGCACUAAGAGCCAACGCAACGCAGAUCCUCUUGGAAGUACAGGGACGGAUACAGAUGGCGGCCUCGCCGAACAGACACGUGCCGCUCAUGAGGACAAUGUUUCUGGAUCAAUCGCGAAGGAAACAAAAUUAGAACAAACUUCUAAUCGGCAAUCGUAUCGGGGAUCCCAAGAUUACGACCAAACAAAGCCAUUAGAGGUCACUGCGCAGCCAAAAAUCAUCUCGCCAGCGGAAGCUGCAUCAAAUACGACAGGCUUCGCUACCCAAAAUAGCACCGCCCCAUCAAAUACCGGCGAGCCCAGUCUUGGUUUCAGGGGCCUUCAUUCCGAUCAGCACGAGUAUCGAAUAGAUAGUUCGAGCAAAAAACAGCAAUACGAGACUGCUCUUGCAUCUAUAGGGCCUUUAUCGGUGGAAAGGCUCCCUGCGUCAGGGAUAGCCACAGCACAGGCACAGGCAAGCAGCCACUGUAGUGCUCCUCAAAGCGCCACCACCCAGGCCAUGUCAAGCACGGCCUCCACUAGCAACAAUUCUAUUCCCCCUGGGCAUCAAAGACACCGCACCGGACAUUCCUCACACGACUCCCGCGACAACGACUUUCCCCCCUCUCACACAACAUCCCAUUCUUCUCGAGUCGGUGGCAUAAAACUCGAUACGAGUUUUGUCAAGCCCACGCCAAGGCCCAUUAUCCGUACAGCGCCCGACUCACCUUCGCUCAGUAUCCAACAUCCAACUCCCGACAUUACCUCCCAGGCCCGAUCUGGAGCAUACGUCGGGAACAUCGCACAACUCGAAGCGACCGCCGAACGAUUGUCUAUGACAAGUUCCAUCGACGAUGCGAUUCGAGAUUUACAUGCUGAAUUAAAGCGAUCCGAUAGUAGACGUUCCUCCAUCCUUGCUGCCAGCGUCAAAGCCUCAGGGUCCAUUGACGAUUACACCAGUAAUCCCGGUUCCGCUAUCGAACAACUAAGACGACAUCCUUCCAUCGCUUCUUCCAUCGUUUCUACAAAUAACGCCGCACGCCACGGUGGUUAUUCCCCCGGUGGAUACGUACUUUCGCCUAAUCACUCCUUUACCGGACGUCUUAGAUCAGGAUCCAAGAAUUCGGCUGGCCGACCAGACUUUGAUCUAGAUACAGUUCUAUCCCGUCACGGCCCAGGCAAAGCCUCUGUUAGAAGUGUCCGAUCAACAAAGGUCUCACUCGCCGAGAUCUCGGAAUCAGAACCUAUUGCACUAACCCAGGACGUCCUCGACAUGGUCGACAAAACACCAGUCAAGAACCCUGAGGGCGAAUCUCUCCUCCCUGAUGAGCUCCGCGAUGCCAACAUGCCCGCCACCGACGUAUUCCAAAACAUGAUGGGAGACGACGAUUUUAUGAACUCCAAGAACGAGCGACCGCACCCCGAUGUGAGCACUGGCCUUCUUGCCGAUCAAGAGUCUAGGGAUCCUCAGCGACCCGGAAGUUCACAUUCAGAUACAACAUUCCAACAAUGUCAGGAUGCAUUUGGCGACUUUGAUGGCGUCCAUUGGGUGCCUGAACAAGAUGACCCUUACUCCCUCCCUGAUGACUUGGAGCCUCAACCCCAGCCUCGACCUCGACAGCGACAUAUGAGCCAAUCCGAACAUGUUCGGCCCCAGUCUUAUUUUGACCCGGAGUCCGGUCAACAAAUGCUGUAUUACCCUGCGCGGGUUCCCGCUAUGCUCAAUCUGCCCCCCAAGCUGUCUAAUAAACCCAAGGCCAAUGAAAGAAAUAAGCGACGCUCCCAGGUGAUGAGUGCUAUGUUUGAAGGCAACAGGCAAUCCAAGAUGUUGGACGCCGAUGCAAAGGCACAAGAGCGCGAUUCUACGAGAGAUUCCUGGCUCCCUGACCCUCUUGCUGGUCAUCGAGAAUCAUUUGCUGCUUUAUCAUCUGACGGAUUUGGCAAUUUGGGCCAGGAACCAGAGACAAUUCGUUCUGUCCACUCGGACCAAGAUGUCCCUCCUGCUGUACAACCGGAAGCCAAUGCCAAUGCUCCGAUUGAGACACUGAGGCGCCCUCAACGGUUGUCUCGGAACGAACUUGACAAGCGAAAGUCGAGAAUGUCAAACUUGCCUCCACAACUCAGAGCAAGCGCCUACUUUGAUCUACCCGACAACACGCAAGGAGAGAUCGAGGUUAAGGACGGCUCAGCCAUGGCCACCCUUGAAAGCAUUCUAGAUGCUUCAGCAAACGCCCCUGUCAGUGCAUUUACCGAUCACGAACGUGCCGGCAGACUUGGAAAGGAAGUCUACGGCAAAGAAAAAAAGCGAGCUUCAGUUGCUGCAUCCACGGUUCUUCAGCCUGAAGGCGAUAAGAAACAUGCCAGAAAGCGUUCCUCUUUUAUGUGGCUUGGCAAACGUCACAGCCAUGUUAGCGACGAUGACAAGGAUCAUAAGUCAGAGUCUGGGCUGGGACCUGUCAAUGCUGACACGAAUGCGAAUGAGCACGACGGACUAGCCCGCAGUGUCGACGGUCGUAGCGAUGGCCAUGUUGAUGAUGAGCAAGAAGCCGCCGAAGAAGCUGAGGAUCUGUCUGAGGAGGAAGGCUACAAUGGACCCCCAACGACACUCCUGGCCGAGUUACAGUUGCGAAAGCAGCAGCAAAAAGAACGUACCCAGCGAACAUUCCCAGGAGGCAUGCAUGCAACACUGUUGGAGAUGGAUGCUGUUGCCGAAACUCAGAAGAAGGCAAGAAAUAACAAGCGUAUCAACCUGGCAUGGGAAGAAGGCCAGGCACAUGCUGCUGAUGAGGAUUCCGAUGACGAGGAUAUUCCUCUGGCUGUCAUUGCGGCACGCAAUCAAGGUGCAAAGAAUGUUAUGGAUCUUCAACGCCCUAUCGGUUUGAUGGAGCGUCGUGAGAUGGAAGAGAACGAACCCCUCAGUCACCGCCGAGCUCGUCUGCAUGGCCAGGAUCCUCGAUCUAUGGUAAUUAGCCACAGGCCUAGCAUGAACAACCUCAGUGCCAAUCAUCUUCCCACGACUCCUCAUUCGGCACACCAAUCUAUUGCCCAACUUUCCGUACAAAACGCAUCGACUGAGCCGGAUGAUGAGUUUGAAGGAGAGACUCUUGCUGAUAGAAAGCGACGGCUUGCAGCCAAGGAGGAAGCAGAGAACCUUCUACCUAAAGCCCGACCUGUCAGCAGUGCAUUCUCCGUUGAGCUCCUCAAUCAAUUCGAGGAUCCUGAAGAGAAGAAGAAGAAAGAGGAAGAGUAUAAGCCCAAGAUGGUCGAGGAGGAAACCCUGGGUCAACGACGAAAACGUCUACAAGCUGAACGAGAAGCUCGUGAGCGUGAAAUGAGUUUCAACCAACUGAACGCCAGCGCCGAAGAGGCUGAGGCACCGAUCCCAGGAAUAAACGGACGCAUGCACCAGUUGUCCAGCGUUCUCUCUGCACAUCCUAAAAGGGAGACGAACCAAGCUCAGGAGGAGCGCGCUCGCAUGGAACAUGAGAGGAGGCUUCUGAGAGAGCGUGACGCUAAGAUGGCCGCUUAUCGAAGCCAAAUGCCGCAGGCUCUCGGUGGUCCCAGCAAUGCGCAAUCUGGAGGUUACCGUGGAGGUACUUUCAACAAUGGUCUUGGUGGUCAGAACUCCCAAGCAGCCAUGUCCUCCCCUGCCCUUCAUACGCAACUGUUCAACCAACCAGCUCUUAACCACCGAAAGAGUGCUGUGUUCAGUACUUAUGGGGCCCCCAUGCAGCAAGCCCCAUAUGGCGGAUCAGCUACGAACCUCGGUGCGAUGAACAUGGGGUACAAUGGCAUACCCAACGGCAUGAGUCCUUAUGGCGCCGGUGCCAUGAGUGUUUAUGGUGGAGGCAUGCUGCAACCUGCCAUACAAAUGCCUGGACAAGGUGGUUCUACCAACAGAAUCGAGCAGUGGCGUCAGGGUGUUCACCCUUGAGCAAGUUAACAGCAUAUCGGCUGUUGACAUGGCCUGCAAGUACCUUUUCUAAGACGACCCAUGUGGAAGAUAUAUCUCGUGUACUAUUUGAGGAAAUAUAGAAGGGAAGGGGAAGCUUUUUAUAGCAUUGCUAUCACCGGUGUUGUGGAUAGAGGGCAAUGGUGGGAUAACAUCUUGAGGAAUUUGCUUUUUCUUGUUCUGCAUGGCACCUAGCAUUGCAUGGCGCUGGAAAUACUCGCGACGCUGGAAGGGCACAGCUAUUUUUUGACAAUCUAAUCGUUUUAAUAUGUUUUUUUUUCCUGGGAUUGCUUCUUCAAUCCGGUGGCAUGUAGUUUUAGACUAGGAGCAUGAACACGAUGAUAUGACCAAACUACCCAAGUCCAAACGCUCGACAGUGAUGCAAUGCAUGGGGAGGUAUCAACUCGUCAUAUUGCAAGAAACAGACAUACAGAAAAAUUAAGCAACC
Molecule: messenger RNA, 4937 nt
Organism: Fusarium verticillioides 7600
Lineage: Eukaryota; Fungi; Ascomycota; Sordariomycetes; Hypocreales; Nectriaceae
Exons: 1
Coding region: 248-4471 (1407 amino acids)
Source: RefSeq, a predicted model, not a curated record